AAAAAAUAGAACAAUAAGGGGAUUUCACGGCUUAUUAAAAUACUUCCUUAUAAGAUAUGUGUACAGGGGCUGUAAUGAAUUCACCAGGUAUUGUGACUCGCGCCUAACUCGCCACGCUCGCAAACACAAUAGAUAACAAAUUUGGUACGUGUGGCUCUGCCUUGCUUCUUAGCUACGAUUACAUAUUCUUUUGUUUUUGUAAUAUCCAUUCAGCAAGGCCUUGGCAGUACUAUUGAAAGAGUAAUUUCUUCUAUACAAAUAUUCAGUUGUUUCUAUAUUUGUUUCCAAACUCGGCCAAAUAUAUAAGGUAGGACAUUUUUCAUGUCAGUCAGUGCAAAUUGAGGAGUGUCAAACCGAACAAGUAAAAUAAAUAUUCACUACUUAAAUUUCAAAAUGUCGAAGACAAAUUUGAUAACGGUGUUGGCCCUCAUAGCUUCAGUAACAGCUGAGCCGUACAUAUACGGUGCUCCUAUCUAUGCGCCGUCGGCUGCUUACACAUCGGCUGCGUACACUGCGCCUGCGCUCCCGGCGGCGUACCCACCCGGGUUCCCUGCAGCGUACCCCGGUUACCCAGCAGCGUACUCCGCACUGCCGGCAUACUCUGCAGGACUCCCGGCCGCGUAUACUGCAGGACUCCCGGCUGGGUACACGGCGGCGUACCCUGCUCCGUAUUCAGCUGGCUUACCAGUCCCAGCUAUCUCUGCGUACGGCUCCUCAUAUAGUGUUGAGGAACUGGCUCCUCUUGUCAACUCUCCUUCUGCCCCUCUAGUCUACGCACCACCUUACUCUCCGCUCGCCAGCUAUGUGUACGGACGAUAAGAUGAUACAGGACCGUGAUCAUUGACUGUUAAUUUAAGUUCUGACGAUUUUACCUGUGCUUUUGUUUUUGUUAUUAUAAUAUAAGUCUGCUUGUUUAUUUGAA
Trichoplusia ni (cabbage looper) is the source of this 922-nucleotide messenger RNA. RefSeq names its product galectin-3-like. The record is from RefSeq and is a predicted model, not a curated record. NCBI's taxonomy places the organism in Eukaryota, Metazoa, Arthropoda, Insecta, Lepidoptera, Noctuidae. The transcript is spliced from 2 exons. Bases 394 to 819 code for a protein of 141 amino acids.